AUGGGCUACGGGUACGUGGAUCCCUUCCUGCCCCCGCAGCAACAGGCGGCGUACGUCGCGCCGCAGGGGGACUACGGGCAGCCGCAGGCGCAGCCGGCUCCGCGGCCGCCGGCUUGCCCGUACUCGUCGUCCGCCUCGGCUCCGCCGGUCUCCGCGUCCUACCAUUCUUCGCCUCCGCCGGUAAGUAGCCCACCUCCGGCGUCCCCUUUGCCGGAGCCAUCGCCGCCGCCUCCUGCACCAUUGCCGCCGUCGCCGCCACCGCCGGCAUUGUCGCCUCCUCCGCCAGACGCUCCCCCUCCGUUGCUUCCACCGUCACCGCUGCCAUAUCCAACCCCGUCACCGCCUCAAGCCCCGCCGCCCCCGCAGGCGACGGACCAGCCGCGCGUUCAGCCCCGCGUAUACCCAUCACCGCCACCGCCGUCCCUUCCUCCGCCGCCGCCUCCCACCGUCUCGCCGCCAUCGCCGGCUCCAUCCAACUCACCAUCGCCGUCGCCUGCUCCAGCUGCACAAGCUCCGGCUCCCGCGCGUGUUGCUGCCUAUUCGCCUCCCCCGCCAAGAAUCGCCCCUCCGCCGCCUCCGCACUAUCACGGCAAGUCGCAUUACACGCCGCACUCGCCCGUGAAGUCGCAUUCGAACUCGACCCAUGCAGCUAGUGGCAGCGGCAAGAACAUCGAGAUAUCGAGGGAAGCGGCCACCACCAUUGUAGCACUGGCCGGUCUCGCUAUGCUCAGCUUUAUUGGCGCUACCAUUUGGUUCGUCAAGAAAAAGCGCCGGCGCAUAGAGCCCCCGGCAGCACUGCCUCCACAGCAACCAGCUCCACCACCACCGCCCAAUUACAUUCCAUCUUCGGCUGGAUCCUCACUAGCUUCAGACGGAUUCUACUUGAGAUCGCCAGGGUAUCCUUUCAUGAGGUACAGCACCGGGAGCCAUGGUUUUCCAUACUCUCCAGCGGACUCUGGGAUUGGGUAUUCCCAUAUGCUGUUCACACCAGAGAAUUUGGCAGCUAUCACAGAUGACUUUGCAGAAGAGAACCUUUUGGGAGAAGGUGGAUUUGGGUGUGUGUUCAAGGGCAUUUUGCCAGAUGGUCGCACAGUCGCCGUCAAGAAGCUCAAGAUUGGGAAUGGGCAAGGCGAGCGUGAGUUCAAGGCUGAGGUCGAUACUAUCAGCAGAGUACAUCAUAGGCAUUUGGUUUCUCUAGUAGGCUAUUGCAUUGCGGAGGGCCAGCUAAUGCUUGUUUAUGAUUUUGUUCCCAACAACACACUUUAUUACCACCUCCAUGUAAGUGAAGCAUCACUGGAUUGGCGGACAAGGGUUAAGAUUGCAGCUGGAGCAGCCCGAGGGAUUGGUUACCUCCAUGAAGAUUGUCAUCCACGUAUUAUUCAUAGAGAUAUUAAAUCAUCCAAUAUUUUAUUGGAUAACAACUUCGAAGCUCAGGUUUCUGAUUUUGGACUUGCAAGGUUAGCUGCCGAUUCCAAUACACAUGUUACCACACGUGUCAUGGGGACAUUUGGGUAUUUGGCUCCAGAGUAUGCAUUGUCAGGCAAGUUAACAGCAAAGUCUGAUGUAUAUUCUUUUGGGGUUGUUCUUUUGGAGCUUAUUACAGGAAGAAAACCUGUUGAUGCUUCUCAGCCAUUGGGAGAUGAAAGUCUGGUCGAAUGGGCUCGCCCUCUUCUGAUGAAGGCAAUUGAGCAUCGGGAGUUUGGGGACCUUCCUGACCCUAGGAUGGAAAAUAGGUUCGAUGAAAACGAGAUGUUUCAUAUGAUCGGAGCUGCAGCCGCAUGCAUUCGGCAUUCUGCAGCAAUGAGGCCACGGAUGGGGCAGGUGGUUAGAGCACUAGAUAGUUUAGCAGACUCUAAUUUGAACAACGGCCUUCAACCCGGACGCAGCGAGAUAUUCUUAGAGCCACAAUCCGAGGAGAUUAGAUUGUUCCAGUUGAGGGAAUUCGGCAGCCGGGAUUGUAGCGACGAGUUGAGCCAAGCAAGCUGGAGAAGCCGAAGAGAUUUGUGA
This is a messenger RNA of Miscanthus lutarioriparius, 2007 nucleotides long. The record is from the annotation of a GenBank genome assembly. Lineage: Eukaryota; Viridiplantae; Streptophyta; Magnoliopsida; Poales; Poaceae.